Messenger RNA from Echinostoma caproni, 519 nucleotides. NCBI's taxonomy places the organism in Eukaryota, Metazoa, Platyhelminthes, Trematoda, Plagiorchiida, Echinostomatidae. The record is from the annotation of a GenBank genome assembly.
AUGGGUUGUAUCCCACCGCAUGUCUGUAUGGUGUUGUCGCACAGCAUGUACGAUCGAGCUAUCGGGAUGCAUCAAAUCGCGCUCCGACUUGCUCCAGACUCUCCGAACACUUUGUCCAGCCUAGCUCUGGUCUAUGCCAUGACCGAAAGAAUGGAUGAAGCGAUCGAUUGCUUGCAUCGAUCUCUAGGUGUACGACCAUCAGUGACCGGAGCCGGGGGACUGGCUGCGACUAUUUUCAGUGUCUGCAUCGAGUCGCUGACCAGUAACAAAUCCGGUCAAACUGUGGGAAAAAACAUCCCGGAUUCACCGCCCCAAAAGCACCUGUCCUCUUCUGGAGCAGGUAGUUUCCCGGGGUCGGAGAAAGUCCGCUUCAAGAAGCGGUCUCCAGAUGCCUCAGCUACAUCCAAAUCCUCUGCAAAUGCACUUUACCUGGAUGUAGUAUAUCAUUCAGUCCCAACUGAAACACCUAGUCGAUCGUUGGACACAAGCGACGAGGAUGUGACAAUGGAACUCGGUUGA